GUCUCCCGGGAAGCUAGAGUAGGCGAUUCCCGGGCUGCUCCGUCGUGGCCUGUUAACGUUCCUGUGUUGUUCAGUGCCAGAAUGAGUGACCGCUAUUUAGAACAAAGGAUUAGUAUCAAAUUUUGCGUGAAAUUGAACAAGUCUGCAAGUGAGACCCACCAUCUUUUAAAAGAAGCUUAUGGAGAUGAAGUCAUGUCAAGGGCCAGAGUUUUUGACUGGCACAAAAGGUUUAAAGAAGGACGGGAAGAUGUUCGAGAUGAUGCCCGAAGUGGGCGUCCAGUCACCCACCGAACAGAUGACAAUAUCCAGAAGGUCAAGGACUUGGUUUGUUCAAACAGGCAGUUAACCGUGAGGAUGAUGGCUGAAGAGUUAAAUUUAGACAAAGAAACUGUUAGGCUCAUUUUGAAAGAAAACUUGAACAUGAGGAAGGUUUCUGCAAAAGUUAUUUCGGGUGUUUUGAAGGGUGAGCCUAAACCACAAAAACUUGACUUUCGGUCGGAUCUUUCAAAGGAAACUAGGAAAAAUAGCUCAUGUUUGAGGAAAAAGGUAACAGGUUCUGAAACAUGGAGUUAUCUCCAGGGUGAAGCUGGUGGGGAAAUGCCCCUGCCGGUAUCCCACCCCAGAGUCCACUACCCUGCCAGCCAGCUUCUGCAGGCGUCAUCUUCAACAAGCCUUCCCCCCAGGGUAGCUGAGAAUUGGUUCACCCCAUGGUGAGAGGAAUGUGAGUUAGCUGAACCAGAACUAGGAUGCUGCCUCACUGUUAGGCACCUUAUUUGGCUGCUCACCUAUUUUUCAGUCUUCACCACUCCUCCCUAUGUGCCAUGGCCCUCCUCAUUACUCUUUGCUGGACUCUUGGACCAUUUUCCUUGCUGUUCUCCAUAACUUUGAAAAACUUUUGGCUGUUGCCUUCUGGUAUUUGCUUGUUCUUGAUUUCUUUUGCUCAACAAGUUUGGAUUUCUCCUCUGCCCAGACCUUAGCUUGUUGUGGCUGUCCUGUUCCUUUGUUCUCAACAUUCUGCCUCAGAGGAUCAUGCCAGUGAGAAGAGAGGAACAGGAUCUCCUGGAAUCUGUAUCUCUGUGCCCAGGGAGGCAUGCUUUUCUGGGAGGACCCCAAAAGAAGGCUUACAGUUUCAGCCUGCUUCGCAAUCAGGGCCUGAGGUAUGGUACAGAAGGUGGUGGCAUGCUGGUACUACUGAACAGUGCUGGGCCUAAGGGCUGAUCUAGCCCAGAUGACUCAGUAGGCGCCCCUUAGGAAUCAGGGGUUGGCCACCAAUACUGAUCUUCUUACAGGCCUGCACCUCACAGAAGAGCUGGGUUUGUUUCAUUCUAGUCCUAUGCUUUGGACCUCCACUUAUUUGGGUAUCACCCCUGUUGGAAGAGGAGGAUCUGGUGCUAGAAAAUGUAAACCCGGGGACCCAGACCUAGGCUGUGAUGUGUGGUGAGGAAGACCAGGUGGCUCUCUAGUCCCUGAAUUAAGGGAGCCUGCUGCCUAUGUGCAGAUUCCCACACAGCAGCCUGUUUUUAGUAACUAAUGCCUAUAGUUUUGAGAACUUGCUGUUUUUAGAACACUGCUGGGCAUUGACAGUGUGGAAGUUAUGAACAAGAUCUCCAAGGGCUGAUGGGCUUCAUGGAUGACAUGGUUCUUGAACUGGAUCCAUGAGGAUGGGUGAGACGGGGCUGUGAAAUUAGGGAAGGCUUCCGGGGCAGGUGGAACAACAUGAGGCUUCCAACCUGCAUCAGUAGAAAAUGACACUGGCCAGGUGCAGUGAAUCACACCUGUAAUCCCAGCACUUUGGGAGGCUGAGGUGGGCGGAUCACAAGGUCAAGAGAUCGAGACCAUCCUGGCCAACAUGAUGAAACCCCGUCUCUACUAAAAAUACAAAAAUUAGCUGGGCGUGGUGGUGUGCGCCUGUAGUCCCAACUACUCAGGAGGCUGAGGCAGGAGAAUCUCUUGAAUCCGGAAGGCAGAGGUUGCAAUGAGCCGAGAUUGCACCACUGCACUCCAACCUGGCGACAGAGCUAGACUCUGUCUCAAAAAAAAAAAAAAAAAAAAAGAAUUAGAAAAUGAUGACACUAUUGGCUAAAAUAACAAAGUUUAAAGAGGAAGAUAAUGGUGUUGCAGCAGAUGAACAAUUUGGGAUAAUUUGCUUUCUCUCCUAAGCCUCCAACUCUAUGCCACUUGUUGUUAAAUUGCUUCCCCUGAGUCUGUGAAUAGGUUUGUAACAACCAAUUUGAUAUCUGAUUUUCCAUUUGGACCCCGACAAGCAGUUUCUGCAAGUUCAAACUCUGUCUCUUCUUUUCCUGCCUCUGCCAGGAUUUAUGGAAUGGAACUUUUCCCAAGUGGGUUCCAAGUAAUACCACAUAGACUGGAAACAUUCAGGGGGCAGGGAUUUGGUAAUAGCAUUUCACAGAAUUGGCCAGUCUUUGUUUUACUCAAGGAUUUUUAGAUAUAACAGCUCCUCUUAAACAAUAUUGCUUUAUAGUAGAGGCACAACACUCAUUCAUCACAGUUACUUUUAGUGCUGUUCUUUCACUUUCUCUACUCACCUCCAAAAAUUACAAGUUCCUCAUUAACACCUGUUUUUGUUUUGUUUUGUUUUUUGAGAUGGAGUCUUGCUCUGCUGCCCAGGCUGGAGUGCAGUGGCACGAUCUCGGCUCACUACACCUCUGCCUCCCGGGUUCAAGUGUUUCUCCUGCCUCAGCCUCCCGAGUAGCUGGGAUUACAGGUGCACGCUGCUACACCCAGCUAUUUUUUGUAUUUUUAGUAGAGGCGGUGUUUCACCACGUUGGCCAGGCUGGUCUUGAACUUCUGACUUCAGGUGAUCCACCCAACUCGGCGUCCCAAAGUGCUGGGAUUACAGGCGUGACCCACCGCGCCGGGUCAACACCUGUUAGUUUUGAGGCACCUUGAAAGCUAGACCUUGUCCCACAAAGAGAAGAUACUGUAUAAGAAAACUCUUAAACCAAGCAACAGCUUAUAGACCUCCAGCUCCUUAACAGUUUCUAGACAUUCCAUUUCAGGACCAUUAAGUCUUCCUACAUCAGAUGCGGCUCUAGGUUGCCCACAAGCACUUGGCACCAGGGACACUGCACUUUAGGAACAAAGUCCCCACCACUAGUUCUUGCAGCUUUGUUGCUGAACCUCAUAUUAAUCCUUGCUGAGGCCCACCCAGUGGUAAUUGUUGCAGAUGUAUAUGCUCCUGGACCCAGGCCAGGAUCCCACAACCAUACGUACAGGAGUUGUUUCUAACCUAUUAUAAAACAGAGGUCCUGAGACAACUUACUUCUGGAUUUUAUUCCAGUCCUAUGAACAGGGCUGGUGUGUCCCUGCCAAUGAUGCUGGACCAAGACCCAUGGUGGAGUGUAGAGUACCAGAAGCUAUGUUGGUCCAGACAUGGUUUAGACACAGCAACCAGAAGCAGGUAAUUAGGAGUGUGAAUUCAAAUGGUUCCAAUUGGCUAUAAUGAAAAGGACUUAUCCAGAGCAAACCAUUCACAUUUGGCUGCUCAGAAUCUCUAAACCCAAGGGUAGAGCAUGAUCUAGGCAUCCCCAAAUAGGAAAUUUCUUAUAUGAGUACUCCUAAUGUGCCCACCCACCAAAUCUAUUUUAUUGCUGUUGCACGUUUUGCCCUGGCCUGCACCUUGCUGCCUAGGCCUCUUGAGCUCCUGGUCCCGUAGUCUCACACAUCCAGCUAUGUGUCCGUCACACCCCAGGCUCUUGUCCUUGACUAUUUUUAGACACCUCUCAGUUUAUUCUCCAGUUUGCUCUUACUCCUCUCUUUCCUUGUUGCUUUGUUUUCUGGUCCUGGGUCACAUCUUCAGUAGCUGCUUUUGGUCGCUUUGGUGUGCUGAUCCUUGUAUUGACCUUUGGGUCAUGGUUUUCCACUUAACUUACAACUCUUCUCUCUGAUUUUUUGGAUCCUUCUUUCAGCUCCCCGCUUCAGCUGCUGAGUAAGGAAAUUGUCUGCUCCAGCCCUGGCCCCAGGUUGCCUUCCUAUCUUAAAGAAGCAGGGUUGGGUGACAUGUGGGAAUUAUGUGUUGAUUUUGUUUUUUGUAAGGGACAUGGGCACCUUAGCCACCCUCAGUUGCACUCCGCAGAGGCACCCAGUGUCACCAGUUUCUCAAGGAGGCAAUAUGUUACCUCUAGUAGCAAGAGUCAUGAAACUUUUUCAGAGCUAUAACAUCCAAAGCCCAUUCUCCUAGCAACUGUAUUUUCCCUGGCGGGAGAAGCUUCACCUAACCACAAGAGAUCAAGCCUGGCUUUCUGUGGGAUGUCAGUAGGAGAGCUGGCCAUCUGCAAACUUUCUCAAGCUUAACACCAUCGGUCAAUGACUCCGUUUGGCAUUCAGGUUGAUCUCUGUCCCCGCCCCCACACUCAUUCUAAUUCAAAGUCCACAUGGAAUGUUUUAUGCCACAGCUGAGAGUCUAAGAGGAAUACAUGCCUUCCGGAGCAGAUCAUCUUAACACUGAUUUUAUGCAAUUCUCUCUUUCCAUCACCCCACCCUACCUUGCUUCAUUUGCCCCACUAGUAAUGAUCAAAAAGAGAAAGAAUAAAAUGUUCACCAAAUCUGUGACUUAGAAAAACACGUGGAGUGUUGUGCCAUCUUCUGAAUUAUGAUCCUCACUGAGUCCUCAUUGAAAUGUUACCAUUUGGGGAAGAAUGUUUACCUGGGGCCUCCUUCCCAGAACCUUUUUUUCAGAUCAAUUUUUUAGUCAAAGUCUAGACUUGCCUUUGGAAAUGCCUGGAUAAAUCUGGAUGCUAAAUGACUUGAGGACACCUAAUAAAGGAAUGGGGUACUAUUGGGGAAUUGUCUGUCAUUGCAUUACAAAUGCUCAGUCUCCCUGCUAUUUGCAGACACCAUCACCAGCGAGUUUCACUAGGCUCUUUGGGAUUGGGUCUCAGCAGGGUCCCAUGUGACUCAAUAAGAGCCUACCUUUGCUGCUAAAUUGUGUAUGUUACCCUGCAUUCUCCAAUUGCUGCUUCUUCAGUCAGCCCACCCAGAUUUUACCAGGCGUUUAUAUCUUUUCUGAGGUAACCAUCAUGUAUUUAUGUUCUACAGUGUCUCCCUUAUCAGAUCCUUGCAAAUACUGUCCUAGUUGAAUCACCUCUUUCCCAGUAUUAAUAUCCGGAAACAAAAAAUCUAUAGUGGGGAGCUCCAGUGGGUCCCCUCCAAGGACUCACUUGGGCAUAGUCCAGUGGUCAACAGACUUCUGUAAAGGAGUCUUUAUGGGCCAUAUGGUCUCUUUUGCCACUAAACAUUUUAGUGCAAAAGUAGACAUAGUUAAUAUAGAAACAGAUGAGCACAGCUGUGUUCCAAUACAACUUUAUAAAUGGAUAUUAGAAUUUGAAUUUUAUAUAGUUUUUACAAAAUACUAUUUUGAUUUUUUUAAACCAUUGAAAAAUGUUAAAAAGAGGCCGGGCAUGGUGGCUCAGACCUGUAAUCCCAGCACUUUGGGAGGCCAAGGCGGGUGGAUCACCUGAGGUCAGGAGUUCGAGACCAGCUUGGCUAACAUGGUGAAACCUCAUCUCUACUAAAAAUAUAAAAUUUAGCCAGGCGUGGUGGUGUGUGUCUGUAAUCCCAGCUACCCGAGAGGCUGAGGCAGGAGAAUCGCUUGAACCCGGGAGGCUGCAGUGAUCCAAGAUCUCGCCACUACUCCAGCCUGGGCAACAGAGCGAGACUCCAUCUCAAAAAAAAAAAAAAAGUUAGACAUUCUUAGCUUUUAGGCCAUAGAAAAACAGAUGGCAGGACAGGUAUGGCCCAUGGGCUGUAGUUUGAUAUAACCCCCAGUCUAGUGUAUAUAAAGUGUGUACAGAAAAAUGACAGAUGAUUAUUUUCCAUCAAUAACAUUAUUAAUGCCACAUUAAUCUGGCAGUGUCUGACAAUUUAUUUGUAGAAAUUGUGGGCCAGGCACGAUGGCUCAUGUCUGUAAUCCUAGCACUUUGGGAGGCUGAGGCGGGCAGAUUGCUUGAGGCCAAAAGUUAGAGACCAACCUGGGCUAACAUGGUGAAACCCCAUCGCUACAAAAAAAUACAAAAAUUAGCCUGGCAUGGUGGCACGUGGCUGUAGUCCCAGCUACUUGCAGGGCUGAGGCAGGAGGAUCACUUGAGCCCAGGAGGUCCAGGCUGCAGUGAGCCAUGAUCGUGCUACUGCACUACAGCCUGGGUGACAGAGUGAGACCCUGUCUCAAACAAAAAAAAGAAAUUGUGGAAUAUUGGAGGGAAUCUGUGGAGCCAGGACAGUAAACUAAAGCUGAGUGAUUGGCUAUUUUACCUUGAAAUAUUCUGCUUCACAAAAUAAAUUUUGUGCUGUUUUUGACUAAAAAUGAUAUUAUAAAACCACCUAUAUUAUUCCCAUGUAAAAUAUGAAAACCAGUGUUGGCAACACUGAAACUGAUGCCAAGCUGCAACCAACAAUAAUAGAAUGAACUGAAGGUAGUCCCAAAAAUGAUUUGACCAUGGGUAGCAUUUGAAUAAGCUUAUGUUAUCACCUAUUAAAGUGUGUACUAUGGAGAUGACAAAACUCACUGAAAUGUAUUUUUUGCAUGCUUGCAAAUAUAUAUAUGUAUUAAAGAUACAUAUGUGUAUUUGCACCUUGCAACUGGUGCUAAGAUCUGUCCUUUUAGGUAAGUAUAUUUGUUUUUUCCCCCAGAGAGCUCUUUAUUGUGUCACCUUUAUUUAAACUGAUUUUCCAAAGUUGUAGUAGAAUCUCAGCAUUGAACAGACCAUUACAACAGUGUCUGAUCCAGCCAGUCAUGUUUCCUAUGAGUUCAGGAGUGACUAAACCCUACAGCUGCUGAAAGAUUGCAUCUGAAGGAAGAUUCUGUGUUAAUUCACUCAACAAAUUUUUAUUGAGUGGCUUUAUGUGCCAGAUGCUAUCUUGUGUGCCGGGAUACAGCAGUGGACAAAAUAGACACAGGCCUUGGAUUAGAUGGUCUGAAAUCUAAUUAUAUUACUCUUCACUCUUGCAAAAUUUCUGUUUCGUGUGCGCACACUAACCCAUUGUUAACUGCAUACCUGGAAACAGGUAUGACCGUUGCCACAUGCCUUUGUGCUCUGGUCUUGAUGCCUCUCCAGCUGCAUUAAUAAUUAGAGGACUGCGUGUUUCAUUUAAAUUUUAUUAUCCUUUAGACAGAUCUAUAUUGGUAGAAAAACACACUGGCAAUGUUGGAAGUGUAGACUGGCAAUGGUUUUCUGAAAAGCAAUUUGGCAAUAUCUAUCAGGAGCUUUAAAAAUGUUUAGAUCCUCUGAUCCUCCAAUUCCACUUCUGGGAAUCUGUCCUAAAGAAAUAGUCUAAAAUGUGGGCAAAAUCAAUGCUUAACAAUCUUAAAGUCCAACAGUAGAAAAUUGGUUAAGUAAAUUACAGUAUGACUAUCCAGUAGACUCUUGUGCCAUCAUUAUAAUUUAUGUUUCUGAAGAGUAUUUGACAGCACAGCAAAGUGCUUAUAGUGUUAAGUGAAAAGAGUGUUAUACAAAAUUGUAUGUAUAAAUCCAAAAAAUGUCUUUUAAAAAGACGGAAAGGAUAUGCAAACUCUGGGUAGUUGGAUUAUGGGUUUUCCUGGUUUUAUGCUUUAAAAAAUUUUCUCCAGUAUAUUAUUACUUACAUUAUCAGUAAAAAUCAAUAGCAUCUAGAGCUGGCAGUGGAGAGAUUGAGGCCAGAUCACUAGUUUGGUCCAUGAACAAUUAACUGGCUGGGUGGACACAGAGGCUAUAUGAUCUUGUGUUGGCAGCAAGGCUGGGACAGAAGGGAAAAGGACCUGCCCAGGAGGAGAAGGGACCGUGUGAUCACGUGACCAUAAUCCCUACAAAAAAAACACAAAAUGUUAAGGGAAGACACCGUGGGUGGCAUGCUCUUGUGAUGUAGUCGUUGGUAGGUAAAAGACCACUUAUGAAUCAAGUAUAUUCUGACAAGUGGAAAAGGAUAUGAAUGCUCUCCUGGGUAAAAUUAACCUCCUUUGCAUUUCAUUCUCACAUUCUCGCACAAAAUGAAUUAUCAAGAUGGAUUUUAUAAUAGCUGAUUCUCUGAAGAAUCCCUGAGACUUCGUAUGAUUCUUUAGUAUAGCAGUGGCUUUCGAUGUGCCAAGUCUACCUCCUCCCAUACUGGGACACUCAAGCAACACAGAUGUACACGGGAAUUUUGGGUAUUCUAUACUGAGAAUACUGCACACAUAUCAUUAGUCAUCUUAAUGUUGUGACUUACCAAAUUCUUAACGUUUGCAAAUGUGAUUUUGUUGGCAUCUAGAACCAGUGUAUUUUUUAUUUAUGUCUGAAAAAUAAUCAUUGUGGGGUUUUAAAAUGAAAAAUCAUGUAGCUAAUGCCUAUCCAUAAAUGAAAUUGUUAUGUUGGGAAAAUGUGUACUUAACCUUUGCUUUAGUAAAAUGAUUAUUAUAAAAAUGUUAAAUGUCUCCUCAGUGAAAUUUUAAACCUCCAAAUGAGUACACAAGGUAAAUACAUAUUUUAUAGGCCUAUAGCUCAUAUAAUUGCCAAGCUGAAAGAGUUCUUUAAGAUCUAAGUAUAAGUCCUCUGGUCUGUAGAAUGAAUGAGUGAGGCUUGUGUUUCAGUUCUGGCUUCUUGACUAGCUGUGUGACUUUGGGCAAUUCAUUUGUACCCUCUAAGGUUGUCAGUUAAUUCAUCUGUAAAAGAGAAAUAAUGCCAUCUAUCUCAUGGAGUUGUUCAUUUUGUUCAUUUCAACAAUAUUUAUUGAGUGCUUAUCUGUGUAUGAUGCUGUUCUAGACACAGUAAACAAGACCCCAAGAAAUGUUCCUCCUCAUGAGCACACAUUUCAGUGAGGGAGACAGACAAGAAAUAAGAUAAAUUAGUAGGCUGGGCGCGGUGGCUCACGCCUGUAAUCCCAGCACUUUGGGAGGCCGAGACGGGUGGAUCACGAGGUCAGGAGAUCGAGACCACGGUGAAACCCCGUCUCUACUAAAAAAAAUACGAAAAAAUCAGCCGGGCGCGGUGGCGGGCACCUGUAGUCCCAGCUACUUGGGAGGCUGAGGCAGGAGAAUGGCGUGAACCCGGGAGGCGGAGCUUGCAGUGAGCCGAGAUUGCGCCACUGCACUCCAGCCUGGGCGACAGAGCCAAGACUCCGUCUUAAAAACAAACAAACAAAAAAAAACAAACAGAUAAAUUAGUAAAAAUAUCUAUGUUAGAUAGUGAAUAUUAGAUGUGAGGCUUACAUUAAACAGUGUAUACGAGGCACACAGCACAACACCUGGCAUGGAGUACGUGCUCAAUAGAGAAUAAUUUCUUCUGUGUAUACGAGGCACACAGCACAACACCUGGCAUGGAGUACGCGCUCAAUAGAGAAUAAUUUCUUCUGUUUCUUGAGGCUUCCUAACAGCUCCAGAAUUACCCUACAAUGUGGUGGUAGUCGGCAAGAAGCCUGACUCAUUGCUUUCUAUCUCUUGCCAGUUAAGGCCUAAACCUGUUUUUGCUUAAGAAGACAAAACAAUUCUUACGGUGGUGUUUCGUACUUCCUAUAUGGCAGAUUAAUCAAGGUGGUGCCUAAACACUGUUGAUAAAUGACAUUUUCUGGAGCCAGUUGGCAGGAGUCCUUGCCUGGGGUGGGAUGGCAGGUGUUAAGUCCACAAAGACAAACGCAUAGUGUCAUUGCUAUUUAAGCAAAACAGACUAGAAGACCGAAAUGGCUGUUUCUCUUAAAGAAAAGAUGUGUGCCCUAUGUCCUGGGCCAAAUGUUGAAGCACUGAGCAAAGUUUGCAGUAUUGGAAGGAAACUGCCUACUGCAUUAUUUAUGGGAGACCAGGGCAUUGACAGAAAGCCAGGAAAAGGAGAGUUUAAUGGUUUGUGGUUUUGAUAUUUUUGUCCAUUGUAGAAAAUUUGGAAAGUUUAAAAAUGUUUAAAGAAGCAGCCAGAAGUCCACUCCUGGAGUUUGGAUCUUUCAUCAGACCCAUCUCCUUGCCUCAGCUUCCUCCUUCAAAAACAUGCAGCCAGGCUGGGUGCGGUGGCUUAUACCUGUAAUCCCAGCACUUUGGGAGGCUAAGGCGGGCAGAUCACGUGAGGUAAGGAGUUCGAGACCAACCUGGCCAACAUGGUAAAACCCCGUCUCUACUAAAAAUACAAAAAUUAGCCAGGUGUGGUGGUGCACGCCUGUAAUCCCAGCUACUCAGGAGGCUGAGGCAGGAGAAUCACUUGGACCUGGGAGGUGGAGGUUGCAGUGAGCUGAGAUCGUGCCAUUGCACUCCAGCCCAGGCAACAGAGUCAGACUCUGUCUCAAAAAAAACAAAACAAAACAAAACAAAAAACAGUGAACGGUCAUUUACUGAAUUCCUUCUUCGAGCCUGGGCCUGCAUUAGGCGUAGAGUACAGCCCUUGUCCUUGGGCAGUGCCCAGCUUUGUGGGUUAGGGAAAGGGCCAGAGGUGGAGAGGAGCACCAAGAAAGGGUUCCUACCUUAGACUGUCAAUUUUUCCCAGAGGAGAGAGCUAAGGAACAAACUUUUGUAAAGAAUUGGAACAAAAAGUUGUAAUCAUCAACUGAGGGUGAUUGUGAAAAACAGACAGUGGACUGUAAAGAAGCAAAACAUAGAACGAUGGUAACUGUAGCUCUUCUUAUGUAAGAGAGCCUGGAGCUCUGUCCACAAGGAUUUAGUGUGUAAUAUUACCUCUCAGAAGAAACUGGACUUGAGGCUGUGGGCCAGUACCCCUGUACCUUGCAUUAAGAACCUAAUAAGUGAAAAUUCAGAAUUACAACCCAAACUCGAUGAGGGAAUUGGCCCAGGGAGGCUGAGUGAUUUUUUUGAAUCACACAUUUAGUUGGUGGCAGAGCCAGGAUAAUAAUGAAGGACCUUGAACUUCGCUCAGUCCGUGAGUUUUUUCUAUUACUCCAUCGGUAAUUAUUUCCCUUACUAAAAUGUACAUUCUCAUAUCUUUAAAAUCAUGCUCACCCUUGCAUUUAACAAAUGAUUUACCAACAGUUGAUUUACAUACAAUUUUUAAGGAACAUAUUUAUAGCAUAGAAAGUGGUGCAGAGGGUUUUACCAAAUUUCUCUGGGGUGUCCAGGUCCCCUGGUCCUUCCAGAGGUGUGUUCAUAAGUAAAUGUUGGCAUUCUGUCAUCCAUUUUUUCCAGAUGUUCUUCCCAAGUAGUGUGUUAUGUUUUGUGUUUUUAAUAUUUCUCAUAUACGUUUUUAAAAAUCUGGGCACAUAAAUCCUAA
Molecule: messenger RNA, 11168 nt
Organism: Pongo pygmaeus (Bornean orangutan)
Lineage: Eukaryota; Metazoa; Chordata; Mammalia; Primates; Hominidae
Gene: GVQW3
Product: GVQW motif containing 3
Exons: 2
Coding region: 82-714 (210 amino acids)
Source: RefSeq, a predicted model, not a curated record